AUGGCAUCAGCUUCUUCACCCUCAUCAAUACGAGCAACACAGCAUUUGGGUGGUCAAAAGCAGCCAUCAUCCAUGUAUUAUAAACCAUCUCUUGCACCGCAAAUAAAACACGGCUCUUCCGCAUCCUCCCCAAAAAAGAUCAUCACCGUUUCACCACCCAGCUCUGCAACCAACUCAUUCGUUUCUCUCAGCCCACCUCAACAAAGUAUCAAUGAACACGACAAUCGUCAACCGGAAACCCUUCCAUUGAAACCAAAUUGGACGCAUCGCGACAGCAAUAAUACCAAUGGACAUUCAACAAGCAUAGCACAAUCAGAGAUACAGGCGCAGGGAUCAUCAUCAUCGUCAUCGGCUCUUGUCGGUUUCCGACCGCUUUCUCGUGCAACCAGCAACAGUGGUAGCAUAGCAACCGUAUCCAGUGCAAAAACGAUUACUCCAGCAAUGGUCAAAAAGAUACAUUACCUUCGGGCCAUGACGGUGCAUCUCGCCAAUGCAUAUCAGAAACGAGAUCAUGCCUUUGUUUUUGAACAGCAAAACAACCCAAGACGAUUACUCACACGACCCGGCAAACCAGCAAAGAAUGAUGGUUACGACAACAAGUUUGAUGAUUAUAUCUUGAGAGUGCAUGAUACGCUUGGACCCAAAGACAAGCAGUAUCGCGUCAUUGAUUUGCUGGGAAGUGGUACAUUUGGACAAGUCGUCAAAUGUGAACGUGUGCCAACCAAGGAGCUGGUCUCGGUCAAGGUGAUCAAGAACCACAGGAAUUUUCGAAACCAGAGUUAUUUGGAGGUGGAUACGCUGAAUUGGCUACAUAGCAGAUUAUCCAAGAGGGAUCGCACAGAGCGCAUCUUGAAGCUUCAUCAUUCUUUCGAUCACAAGAAUCAUCUUUGCAUCGCCUAUGAGCUCUUGUCAUAUAGCCUUUACGACCUUCUCAAGCAAAACAAAUUUCGAGGAUUGCCAAUGUCCAUGGUACGCACCUUUACGGUUCAGCUGCUUGAGACGCUUGUUCUUCUUAAGGAGGCUAUGGUGAUCCAUUGCGAUUUGAAACCCGAGAACAUACUACUCAAAAGCGUCGAUUCUCCAGAGAUCAAGGUCAUUGAUUAUGGUUCAGCUUGUCACAUGAAUUCACCACGUCGCAUCACGUAUAUACAAUCGAGAUUUUAUCGUUCACCCGAGGUCAUUCUUGGUUUACCUUUCACCUACGCUAUCGAUAUGUGGUCCCUGGGAUGUGUUGUGGCAGAGCUAUUUUUGGGUGCUCCCUUGUUACCAGGUGAAUCCGAAUAUCAUCAGCUAAGGAGGAUCACGGAUAUGCAAGGUCCACCACCAGCCUACAUGUUGGAUGAAGGAAGCAACACCAACAAAUUUUACAACCGAACUCGGAUACCAAAUGAGCAAAAGUUACCGCCAUCAAAUUCUUCAGCUACCAACAACACGCAGCACCUUUAUCGGCUGAAGCCUGAUUUGCAUCACAUUGCAGAGCGACCAAGGACAAGUUUGACGGAUCUGAUAUUGAAUUAUGAUGGUUCUUCCUUUGCUGAAAGGGCGCGUAAUCAAAUGACAGGCCAAGCUCCAGCUAAGAAAACAUUGACAACCCAAGAAUCCCAAGAGCGUUAUUCACUAGCCAAUUUUCUUCAAGGACUGUUAACGAUUGAUCCGAAGCAGCGAUGGUCACCAGAGCAGGCACUUGGCCAUCCAUUUGUGAAAGGCGAGCAGUUUACAGGACCUUAUCUACCACCGGCGGCAGCAAUUGACAAGCCUACAUCAACUAAAUCGCCUCAACAGCCAUCCACUGUCAACGUAUCGCCACCACAACCGUCAUCUUCAUUGGAAGCAGUCAACUCAAAAUCACCAUCCAAGAACGACCAAAAAGCAACGUUGCCUACACCAACGUCACCGCACAUGAUACCCAAUUCAAGUAAAAAUCAGCAUCCUUCGCAUAAGCAAUCGGAUACUACUAUGCCUAUCAACAUUGUACGACCACGUCCCCAAUCCACUACACAAAUCGAUCGUCUUCUAGGCAAGUCAACUGCUCCUGUUCAGCCAUCUCCUUUGAGCAAGUUUCAUCAAAAUGCACCCACCGCUACCAAGAACAAUACAAUAACAGCAACAACAACAACAACAACCAAUAUCAACAACCCUUCAGCUGCUGCAACGUCAAAUAAGGAUGAGAAGAGUGGUGCAACGAAUAACACGACACGACGAGUCAAGAUUGCACCCAUGGUCAAGAUGCGUCGUGGUUCUCAUGAUUCUUUUUGUAUGCCGGAUGAGAUACGUCGCACCUAUUCCUCUGUCUCAACAGUGCUCAAGGGGGAAAAGAGCUUCUAUAACCAUGGCAACCAUAGUACACCGCAUCUCCAGUCGUCGUCAAGUGCACUAGGAUCGGAUGGUGGCGAUACAACGGAUAUAGAUGAUGAUCAUUAUCGCACGCUUUAUGGUGCCAAUCACUUUAUUAUCAACAACCAGAAUAGCAGUAGUAGUUUUAGAACGUUGUCUUCUAGACAUGCAGGAGAAGCUGCUGGUGGAUUAAGGAUGAUGGGUGUACAUAACAAAAAGUGA
This is a messenger RNA of Lichtheimia ornata, 2556 nucleotides long. RefSeq lists its product as uncharacterized. The record is from RefSeq and is a predicted model, not a curated record. Gene Ontology annotation, cellular component: nucleus; cytoplasm. NCBI's taxonomy places the organism in Eukaryota, Fungi, Mucoromycota, Mucoromycetes, Mucorales, Lichtheimiaceae. Bases 1 to 2556 code for a protein of 851 amino acids. Gene Ontology annotation, molecular function: ATP binding; protein serine/threonine kinase activity; protein tyrosine kinase activity. Gene Ontology annotation, biological process: peptidyl-threonine phosphorylation; peptidyl-serine phosphorylation. The transcript is spliced from 8 exons.